Molecule: messenger RNA, 4611 nt
Organism: Heterocephalus glaber (naked mole-rat)
Lineage: Eukaryota; Metazoa; Chordata; Mammalia; Rodentia; Bathyergidae
Gene: Dhtkd1
Product: dehydrogenase E1 and transketolase domain containing 1
Molecular function (GO): oxidoreductase activity, acting on the aldehyde or oxo group of donors, disulfide as acceptor; thiamine pyrophosphate binding
Source: RefSeq, a predicted model, not a curated record
GCUGCGCGCGCCGGCCUCGCCCCGCCCAGCGCGACCCCCGAGUUCUUGCCGCCACUGCCCCGCGUCAGCCCGCCGAGUCCAGGGGCCUGGGCCCCGCUGGCCAUGGCCUGGGCCACUGCGUCCGCGGCAAGGAGGGCCCUCAGCCGGGCCUCCACUCUCCUCCUGCGGCGCGGCUACCGGACGGAGAGGGGCGUCUACGGCUGCCCGCCGAGGAAGACCCAGACCCAGAGCCGGGAGCCCCGGGGCGGCCUGGCGCGCACUUCAGCUGACCAUGGCCUCACUAGGCUGGUGACAGCGUACUGUGAGCACGGCCAUAAAGCCGCUGAGAUCAACCCCCUCUUCCCGGGACGCGCCCCGCUGGACACCGUCCCUGAAAUCCAGGCCCUCGUGCUUAGCCUGCAGGGCCCCUUCCGGACCUCAGGGUUAUUGGACAUGGGGAAGGAAGAGGCCUCUCUGGAGGAGGUGUUAGUCUAUCUCGACCGAGUCUACUGUGGGCCGAUUGCUAUCGAAACUGCCCAGCUCCAGAGCCAGGCAGAGAAAGACUGGUUUGCCAGGCGGUUUGAGGAGCUGAAGAAGGAGACGUUUACCCCCGAAGAGCGAAAACAUCUGUCCAAACUAAUGCUAGAAUCUCAGGAGUUCGACCACUUUUUGGCCACCAAGUUUGCCACGGUGAAGCGAUAUGGAGGCGAAGGGGCAGAAAGCAUGAUGGGCUUCUUCCACGAGCUGCUGAGGAUGUCCGCCGACAGCGGGGUGACCGACGUGGUCAUUGGGAUGCCGCACCGCGGGAGGCUGAACCUCCUGACCGGCCUUCUUCACCUGCCUCCGGAGCUCAUGUUCCGUAAAAUGCGCGGCUUAAGUGAAUUUCCGGAACAUUCCGUGGCCACUGGAGACGUCCUGUCUCACCUGACCUCCUCCGUGGACCUGGAUUUCGGGGCGCACCGUCCCCUGAACGUGACAGUGCUGCCUAAUCCUUCACACCUGGAAGCUGUGAACCCCGUGGCCGCCGGGAAAACCCGGGGCCGGCAGCAGGCACUGCAGGACGGGGACUACUCCGCAGAUGGCGCUGCUCGGCCCGGGGACAGAGUCCUCUGCCUGCAGGUCCAUGGUGAUGCUUCUUUCUGUGGCCAAGGGAUUGUUCUCGAAACAUUUACGCUGUCUAAUCUCCCACAUUUCAGAAUUGGUGGGAGCAUCCAUUUGAUUGUCAAUAACCAGCUGGGCUAUACCACCCCGGCAGAACGAGGAAGGUCUUCUCUGUACUGUAGUGAUAUUGGGAAGCUUGUGGGCUGUGCCAUCGUCCAUGUUAAUGGAGAUCGGCCAGAGGAAGUGGUCCGGGCCACACGGCUGGCUUUUGAAUAUCAGCGCCAGUUCCGCAAGGAUGUGAUCAUUGAUCUGCUGUGCUACAGGCAGUGGGGCCAUAAUGAGCUGGAUGAGCCUUUCUUCACCAACCCAGUCAUGUACAAAAUCAUCAGAGCCCGAAAGAGCAUCCCAGACACAUACGCAGAGCACCUCAUCGCCAGCGGACUCACGACCCGGGAGGAGGUGUCUCAGAUAAAAGCCUCCUACUAUGCCAAGUUAAACGACCAUUUGACCAAGGCGGCCCACUACAGCCCCUCGGCCACCAGCCUGCAGGCCCACUGGCAGGGCCUGACUCUGCCCGCCACGCGCAUCACCACCUGGAGCACAGGUGUGGCCCUCGACCUCCUGCGCUUCGUCGGCGCCAGGUCUGUGGAGGUGCCCAGGGAGCUGCAGGUGCACGGCAACCUCCUCAAGAUGUAUGUUCAGUCCAGAAUGGAGAAGGUGAUGAGCGGGACACAUUUAGACUGGGCCACUGCAGAAGCCCUAGCCUUGGGCUCUUUACUUGCUCAAGGUUUUAAUGUCCGUCUGAGCGGUCAAGAUGUUGGCCGUGGGACUUUCAGCCAAAGGCACGCAAUGGUGGUUUGCCAGGAGACCGACGAUGCCUACAUCCCCCUGAACCACAUGGACCCUAACCAGAAGGGGUUUCUGGAGGUCAGCAACAGCCCGCUGUCCGAAGAGGCCGUCCUGGGAUUUGAAUAUGGGAUGAGCAUCGAGAGCCCGAUGUUGCUGCCCAUCUGGGAGGCUCAGUUUGGUGAUUUCUUCAACGGAGCCCAGGUCAUCUUUGACACAUUCAUCUCUGGAGGAGAGGCCAAGUGGCUCCUGCAGAGUGGCAUUGUGGUCCUCCUCCCCCAUGGCUACGACGGGGCUGGCCCGGACCACUCCUCCUGCCGAAUAGAGCGGUUCUUGCAGAUGUGUGACAGUGCAGAAGAGGGGGUGGACGGGGACACUGUGAACAUGUUUGUGGUGCACCCGACAACUCCUGCACAGUAUUUCCACUUGCUUAGAAGACAGAUGGUGCGGGACUUCAGAAAACCCCUCAUUGUUGCUUCUCCCAAGAUAUUACUCAGGUUUCCUGCAGCUGUGUCAACUCUUCAAGAAAUGGCACCAGGAACGGCAUUCAGACCGGUCAUUGGUGAUCCAGCUGUGGAUCCAAAAAAUGUCAAGACCCUUGUGUUCUGCUCUGGCAAGCAUUUCUAUGCCCUGCUAAAGCAAAGAGAAUCUUUGGGGCCCAAGAAGCAUGACUUUGCCAUCAUCCGCAUAGAAGAACUCUGCCCUUUCCCACUGGAUUCAUUACAACAAGAGAUGAGCAGAUACAAGCAUGCCAAAGAUUUUAUCUGGAGCCAGGAGGAGCCCCAGAACAUGGGUCCAUGGUUUUUUGUUUCUCCAAGAUUUGAAAAGCAACUGGCCUGCAAGCUCUGUCUCGUGAGCCGACCGCCCUUGGCAGCGCCUGCGGUAGGGAUUGGCACACUGCACCAGCAGCAGCACGAAGACAUCCUCACCAAGACCUUCACUUGAUGAUGUCCUUUGAAGAAAGACUACUUUCCUAUAAGCAAACUGCCUGCUUCCCCUGCUCUGCCCCUUUCCCUUGGGUAACAUGAAAAGUCUGUCUUUCUCUAGUAGGUUAUGAAUACACCAAUCCGACGAGUAAAUUUUAUCCUGAAAAGAAGAACAGCACUACGUUUUGUUUAGAUUUGAGUGAGCUGGAGAACCAGGUCAUUAGCUAGAUGAUUGUGGGGUCCCCUGGAAUUAACCACAUGUGACCGGGGAAAGUUCUUCAGCCGGGAUUUAGAGUCAUGUAUGGAUGACCUCAGCACUGCUGCUUUUAUUUGUUUGGUGUAUGUCGCUUUCGUUAAUUUUUCCCUUUCUUUUUCAAAGUCUUGUGGCUGCCAGUAUUUUCAUUUUAUGUCUUCUCCACUGCCCUUUUCCAGCUACUGUACUAAAUGUUCUACCUGACACCAGCAAAACUAGAUUGUCCCUGAUGCUUUAAGCUUAGGUCCCAUUAAAUACAAUCUUGGGAUGUAUGAUCUUCUAGCCCUAUACUUUUAAAUCAAGGAGUUCUAGCUAUAAGAAAAUUGAUUUAUGGUCUAUUUGGCCAUAAUCUUUUUCCCAAAUUGUUCUUGCAGUCCUACCUUAUGAUUUUUAGCUGACUUUGGUGUCUGUCUUUUGGUGAAUUGUGGGAAUCCAGCACCUAGUUAAUCAGUUUUGCCUCUAAAAGUCCCAGCCGCAGUAUGUUUGUCUGUGGUAUUUAGACAGCACUCUAACUGUGAUAGAAAGACUUUCCCAAUGCUGGGUGUUGUAGGAUUUCUUCGAGGUCCCCAGCUGACUCACUCUGAACCUAGGACUGGAUGCCUAACUGAACAGCAGAGUGUGUAGCUUCACUGGACUCGCUGCUGUGGAGCCUCUGCAGCUACCAUCCUUGUGGUGUUUUUCUGAGAAAUGAGGGGAAAUACUGGGACUAGAAUGUACCCACUCCCUCUCUGCUUUUAACAGCAAUGAAUUGGCUGUGGGCUUCAGAAUCAGUGUGUAGGCUGUUCUGGCCACAGCAGUAGAUUCCUGGUUUACAUCUCCAGUGUGUGGUUCAGUAUAAUGAUUUAACAUUUCGAGAUCAUUCUCCUCCAUCUUCGUUCUAUCUACCUCAAGGCUUCCUUCUUGUCUCAAACCUUAAAAAUCAUAUAAUUUAGCAUCACUCAUGUAAAUCACUAAGACCACAAAGGUCUAUUUAAUGAGAAAAUAAAAGCAUAAUGCCAUUUUUUCUCAGAAGUCUUGGUUUCUUGAAUUAAAAGAUUUUAAAUGUCUAGCUAGAAAAGGAAAUAGAUGUUUUAAAAACUUUUUGUUUAGCUAUCUGUAAAUUUUUCCCUAACUUUAUACUUACUCACAAGCUUAUGAUUUCCUGUUACAUCUUUUCCAGCCUGAGCUGAGAGGAAGAUAUCCUGGCAUCUCCUUAUUCCUCUCAGUCACAUCUGCGCCCUUGCAAAAGGAGCCAUUUGAAGAAUUUCAAUCCAAUAUCCAUUACCUUUCCAUUGCCAGCACUGCAAAACAAAUGCAUUGCCUUAUUUUAGUUUCUUAAAAAUUUACUAAUGUGAUAUUUGUAUCCUAUUUAUAUCUAUUCCCUGUGUCUAGGACAGUUUCAUAUUCAAAGAAAAAUAGAGCUUAAAUUUGAUAAUCAGUAAGUCAAAAUAUUAACCACGGAAGAAUGUUAAUUUUGCUUAAAUGACACAUUACUCUUAGUAAAAUAAAAUUUUAUUCUUAUAAGAA